Molecule: messenger RNA, 1906 nt
Organism: Nelumbo nucifera (sacred lotus)
Lineage: Eukaryota; Viridiplantae; Streptophyta; Magnoliopsida; Proteales; Nelumbonaceae
Source: RefSeq, a predicted model, not a curated record
AUGGACAACGGUAUUCUCCAGGUCACGUUAUCAGUUCCCGGGGGAAUUGUCAGUGGAAUACGGUACAAAGGUCUGGACAAUUUGCUUGAAAUUCUUAAUGAAGAGGAAAAUAGAGGAUAUUGGGAUACCGUAUGGAACGAACCUGGACGAGACAUAAUCUUUGACAGGAUGGAAGGAAGUGCUUUUAAGGUCAUAAUGAACAAUACGAAGCAAAUUGAGCUUUCAUUCACAAGAGCAUGGAACUACUCCCUCAAGGGCAGAGUCAUUCCCUUGAAUAUAGACACAAGGUUUAUAAUGCUGCACGAUAGCCCCGGUUUCUACUGUUACGGCAUUUACGAGCAUUUACAAGGAUGGCCUGAUUUCAACAUUAACGAAACCAGAAUGGGUUUCAAACUUCGGCAGGAUAAGUUUCAUUAUAUGGCCAUAUCAGACUGGAGGCAACGGAUCAUGCCCAUGCCGGAAGAUCGAAAAACGGGUCAACCUCUAGCCUAUCCAGAAGCAGUUCUUUUAACACAUCCAAUCAACCCAAACCUCAAAGGAGAGGUGGAUGACAAGUACCAGUAUUCUGUCGAGGUCAAGGACAAUCAAGUACACGGUUGGAUAUCUGCAGAUCCUACAAUAGGCUUCUGGAUGAUUACACCAAGUAAUGAAUUCCUUACAGGUGGGCCUCUUAAGCAGGAUCUCACCUCCCACGUGGGUCCCACCACUCUCUCAAUGUUCAUCAGCGCUCACUACUCUGGGGAGAAUAUAGGGCCCAUGUUCCGAAACGGAGAGCCAUGGAAGAAAGUUUUCGGACCUGUUUUUAUAUAUCUUAAUUCUCUCCCACUCGGUGAAGAUCUACACACACUAUGGCGCGACGCCAAAAAACAGGCGUCAAUCCAAAUCGCAAGCUGGCCAUAUAGCUUUCCUGCAUCAAAGAAUUUCCCUUCUUUGGAUCAAAGGGGCAGAAUUAGUGGUCGAUUACUGGUCGAGGAUAGGUACAUCAGUGGCAGUGAGCAGUUUUCGGCAAGAUUUGCUUAUGUUGGACUAGCCCCGCCUGGAGAUGUAGGAUCAUGGCAAACCGAAUGCAAGGGAUACCAGUUUUGGACCAAAUCUGACGCUAAUGGGUAUUUCACCAUUGAUCAUAUUCGAACCGGAGUUUACAAUCUUUAUGCAUGGGUACCUGGGUUUAUCGGGGACUACAAAUAUGAAGCCAUUAUCACAAUAACUCCAGGAUGCAAUACAAGUCUGGGCAAUCUCGUAUAUAAAGCACCAAGAGCUGGUCCAACCUUGUGGGAGAUCGGCAUCCCAGACCGUUCUGCAUCUGAGUUCUACGUUCCUGACCCUAAUCCUAAGUACAUCAAUAAAUUGUAUACCGUCCACAACAAAUCAACUCCUGUUGACAAAUUUAGGCAGUAUGGACUGUGGGAGAGGUACGCCGACUGUUACCCCCACGAAGAUCUGGUCUAUACCGUCGGUAGUAGCGACUACCGGAAUGAUUGGUUCUUUGCACAUGUCUCCAGGAAGACGGGGAAUAAAACAUACCAACCAACCACAUGGCGGAUUACAUUUAAACUGGAGGCCAUGAACCAACCCCAAAAUGGAAAUUACACACUACGUUUGGCUCUUGCAUCAGCGACCCAAGCGGAAGUACAAGUUCGGUUCAACAAGCCAAACUUGCGUCGUCCUCAUUUUACCACUAAGCUUAUAGGCAGAGACAACGCCAUUGCUAGACAUGGGAUCCAUGGGUUGUACAGAUUGUUCAAUAUUACAGUAAGGAGCGAGUGGCUUGUAAUUGGAGGAAACAACACCAUAUUCUUGACUCAAUCAAGACAUUUGAGCCCGUUCUUUGGUGUCAUGUAUGAUUACAUUCGUUUGGAAGGACCUUCAACUGGAAUUAAUGUUUUAGGAUAUUGAUCAGCUUAUA